AUGGCGCUGUCGCUGGAGCACGAGCAAGAGCUACGCAAGGUCUUUGACGACUAUGACGAGGACGGGACCGGCGACAUUGACGCCGAAGAGCUCGGCAAGAUCGCCGAAGACCUCGGCGAGCCGCUCUCCAAGGAAGAGCUCGAGUACCUCAUCAUGGAGUUUGACGCGGAUGGCAGUGGCACGAUCGACUGGGAAGAAUUCAUUGCAUGGUGGAAGGUGCCCUUUUAACGCUUUAUCAAUAUACCUUAUACUGCGGAA
This is a messenger RNA of Saprolegnia diclina VS20, 258 nucleotides long. RefSeq lists its product as hypothetical. Gene Ontology annotation, cellular component: microtubule organizing center. Bases 1 to 228 code for a protein of 75 amino acids. Gene Ontology annotation, biological process: spindle pole body duplication. Gene Ontology annotation, molecular function: calcium ion binding; microtubule binding. The record is from RefSeq and is a predicted model, not a curated record. The transcript has 4 exons. NCBI's taxonomy places the organism in Eukaryota, Oomycota, Saprolegniomycetes, Saprolegniales, Saprolegniaceae.